GUUUUCCACAUUUAUUGCACACGGGACUCGACUUCUCCGUGCAAGCCUGGAUUUGAGAAUAGCCGUUCAUUCUCACUCUCACAUCUCAGAUUUGAUGUAAUGGGCAGCUUGUCACGAUUACUACGAAAAAGUUGCAAGAGAGCUAUGGUACACCGGCCAUGGCUACUACCAACCUCCUCAGCAGUCUGUGGGUGUGAACCCACCCAGAUCACAAGUCGUGUCCUCUCAAUCUCCAACGGUUGGCGGUCAAAGGGUGCCAUGAAGAGACAACAAGAGACAGACCAGACACUGAGAAGAUACUUGUCUUGUCGAAACUGCAACAGGUCAGACGCCGCUUCAGGAUACCUGGAUAUCUAGGCCUCCCUCUUCCUUGAGUGCGAAGCUGUGCAUCCUCCUUCUCCUUGUUUCACCUGCCAAAAGAGGCUUUCCAAGAAUAUCUGACUAGCCAAGUUGUCAACGUCAGCCCGACGCGUU
Molecule: messenger RNA, 474 nt
Organism: Aspergillus fijiensis CBS 313.89
Lineage: Eukaryota; Fungi; Ascomycota; Eurotiomycetes; Eurotiales; Aspergillaceae
Exons: 1
Coding region: 100-357 (85 amino acids)
Source: RefSeq, a predicted model, not a curated record